Messenger RNA from Impatiens glandulifera, 582 nucleotides. RefSeq names its product sm-like protein LSM7. NCBI's taxonomy places the organism in Eukaryota, Viridiplantae, Streptophyta, Magnoliopsida, Ericales, Balsaminaceae. The transcript has 5 exons. The record is from RefSeq and is a predicted model, not a curated record. Gene Ontology annotation, biological process: nuclear-transcribed mRNA catabolic process; mRNA splicing, via spliceosome. Gene Ontology annotation, molecular function: RNA binding. The coding region runs from base 99 to 398 and encodes 99 amino acids. Gene Ontology annotation, cellular component: catalytic step 2 spliceosome; U12-type spliceosomal complex; Lsm1-7-Pat1 complex.
UUUGAUAUGCUGAAUCUUUUGCUAUUCUCUUACGUAUCCGUAUUGUUUGGUUCUUCUUUGUUUGCAGAUAAGCUGAUUGCUAGAAGAUACGAUUCAGAAUGUCUGGCAGGAAAGAGACAGUGUUGGAUUUGGCGAAAUUUGUUGACAAGGGUGUCCAAGUUAAGCUUACUGGUGGAAGACAAGUGACAGGCACUUUGAAAGGAUAUGAUCAGUUAUUGAACCUUGUUUUGGAUGAAGCAGUUGAGUCCCUAAGAGAUUCAGAUGAUCCACUGAUAACCACUGACCAAACUAGGCAACUUGGCUUAAUAGUAUGUCGAGGAACUGCAGUAAUGCUUGUAUCACCUACUGAUGGUACAGAUGAGAUCGCAAAUCCUUUUCUUCAGCCUGAUGGAGCUUAAAAGCUGAUUUUUAGGACUUUCACCACCCAUUUUUAGUUAAAGAAAAGCCCUAAAGAAGAACUACAUGUUUAUUGUCAUCCCUUGUAUGAUUAUCUGUUUUGACUCUCAAUUGAAGUAAGUUUUAUUUGUGCACUUUUGGUUAGUUCCUGUUUUUCAUUAGUUAGUAUGAUAAGAAGUUUGUUAA